Messenger RNA from Blepharisma stoltei, 907 nucleotides. The record is from the annotation of a GenBank genome assembly. NCBI's taxonomy places the organism in Eukaryota, Ciliophora, Heterotrichea, Heterotrichida, Blepharismidae.
AUGAAUGUCAAGAAAAAAGAAAUAUGCUCUUCAUUACUCAGGAACUCUCUUAUCAGAUAUCGAGAUUAUAAACCGAUCAUCAAGCCAAAAAUAUAUGAAAGCGCUAGGUUUCAACAAGUAGUAACUUCUAGGACACAAAGACCAUUAAGAUCUUCUUCAACCUUUACACAAAGGCAUAUGGAUAGCGUUGUUUCGACUAUGGACCAAGGGAUCCAGAAUGACUUUUCAGACCAUUUAUCAAGUGAUUUAACCUCAACUAAUAGGACUCCUAUAUAUUCAAGGGAAAAACAAAAUAAGUUAAUUGAUUAUAGAUGAUCUUCGUUUAAAAAUGAUUUUGAUGAAGAUCCGAAUUUUUUGUGUACUGAUACUAUCAAAGUUGACGAGUAUAAAAAUGAGCAAAAAUCCAAAGAGCCGUCAAGAACUCUUAAUUCAAGGAUUAAGCGUAAUAAAUCAAGCAACUGAAAGCCAAGAUCAAGUUCUUGCAUAGCAAGCAAAGCUCAAUAUAAACAUAUAGAGGUUUCCGCUAUAUAGCGCUGAAAGCGCAGACAUUUUCCCAGGAGCUUUCCAAGUUCGUCGGACCAAAUCGCUUUUUGGUCCGACCAAGGCAUUGAUUUGGUGCAACCAACCGAUAAAUUCCCGAUCAGAAUUUAUCGGCCUUACAGCGCCAAACAUAGGAAACUUCUAUAUAAGAGGCCAAUUAGAACUUAAGGGCCAAAAAAAAGCUAAAACAAAGGCAAAAAGAAACAAAUCAAGUCAACAAGAUGCAAAACCAAUGGCUUCAAAAUUUCUGGAAAGAAGGCAGUUGUCCAAAACGAUGCCUCAAAAAAUCAGAAUUUUUGAUUAUACUGAAAUAUACAAUGUUAUUAAUGGCAAUAUUAAGAUAAUAAAAAAUAAACUUUCUUACUAA